Messenger RNA from Peromyscus maniculatus bairdii (prairie deer mouse), 3302 nucleotides. The record is from RefSeq and is a predicted model, not a curated record. Lineage: Eukaryota; Metazoa; Chordata; Mammalia; Rodentia; Cricetidae.
CCUGCAUUUGUAACUUCCUCCUUUCCUGUCCACUCCCUGCAGGCGCGGGUUAUGUAUGAUUUUGCUGCUGAACCUGGAAACAAUGAGCUGACAGUUAAUGAAGGGGAAAUCAUCACCAUUACAAACCCGAAUGUUGGUGGUGGAUGGCUGGAAGGACGAAACAACAAAGGAGAACAAGGGCUUGUUCCCACAGACUAUGUGGAGAUUUUGCCCAGUGAUGGAAAAGAUCAGUUUUCUUGUGGAAAUUCCGUGGCGGACCAAGCCUUCCUCGACUCCCUCUCAGCAAGCACUGCUCAAGCCAACUCCUCUUCCGCCAACAGCAACAACCAGGUUGGUGGUGGCAAUGACCCUUGGUCAGCCUGGAAUGCCCCCAAAUCUGGGAACUGGGACGGCUCAGAUGCCUGGGGCAGCAGGACGGACGGACCUGGCGCUCAGAGACACAGCACUAACAACUGGGACACUGCCUUCGGCCACCCACAGGCCUACCAAGGACCAGCAACUGGUGAUGAUGAUGAAUGGGAUGAAGAGUGGGAUGACCCCAAGUCCUCAUCUUCUUACUUUAAGGACUCGGAAUCAGCUGAAGCAGGGGGUAUCCAGCGAGGAAACAGCCGUCCAGGUGCCUCGUCCAUGAAGCUGCCCCUUAACAAGUUUCCUGGAUUUGCAAAGCCUGGCAUGGAACAGUACUUGUUGGCCAAGCAGCUAGCAAAGCCCAAAGAGAAAAUCCCCAUCAUUGUUGGAGAUUACGGCCCAAUGUGGGUUUAUCCUACCUCUACUUUUGACUGCGUGGUAGCAGAUCCCCGGAAAGGUUCCAAAAUGUACGGUCUGAAGAGCUACAUUGAGUACCAGCUAACUCCCACCAACACUAAUCGAUCUGUAAACCACAGAUAUAAGCACUUUGACUGGCUGUAUGAGCGUCUCCUAGUCAAGUUUGGGUCUGCCAUUCCGAUCCCUUCUCUUCCAGACAAGCAGGUGACAGGUCGCUUUGAGGAGGAAUUUAUCAAGAUGCGCAUGGAGCGGCUCCAGGCCUGGAUGACGAGGAUGUGCCGGCACCCGGUGGUGUCGGAGAGUGAAGUUUUCCAACAGUUCCUGAACUUCCGGGAUGAGAAGGAAUGGAAAACUGGAAAGAGGAAGGCUGAGAAAGACGAGCUGGUGGGAGUCAUGAUAUUCUCCACAAUGGAACCGGAGGCUCCUGACUUGGACUUGACGGAAAUAGAACAGAAGUGUGAUGCUGUGGGCAAGUUCACCAAGGCCAUGGAUGACGGCGUGAAGGAGCUGCUCACGGUGGGCCAGGAGCACUGGAAACGCUGCACGGGCCCCUUACCCAAGGAGUAUCAGAAGAUCGGGAAGGCUUUGCAGAGUCUAGCAACAGUGUUUAGCUCCAGCGGUUACCAAGGUGAGACAGAUCUGAACGAUGCGAUAACAGAAGCCGGGAAGACGUACGAGGAGAUCGCCAGCCUGGUGGCCGAGCAGCCAAAGAAGGACCUCCACUUCCUGAUGGAGUGCAACCACGAAUACAAAGGCUUUCUUGGCUGCUUCCCGGACAUCAUUGGUGCUCACAAGGGAGCAAUAGAGAAAGUGAAAGAAAGUGAUAAGCUGGUUGCAACCAGUAAAAUCACCCCCCAAGACAAGCAGACGAUGGUGAAGCGAGUCGGCACCAUGUCUUAUGCUUUACAAGCUGAGAUGAACCACUUCCACAGUAACCGGAUCUACGAUUACAACAGCGUCAUCCGUCUCUACCUGGAGCAGCAAGUGCAAUUCUAUGAGACAAUCGCAGAAAAGCUGAGGCAGGCCCUCGGCCGCUUCCCGGUUAUGUAGACCAGGACCGAACACAGCCGAACUCCGAAGUGCUUCUUUCUGACCUGGGGCAAUGCAAUUCAAUUUAUUUCCCUAUUAUAAGAGACAGAGAAAAAGAAAGGAAGAAAACCAAAAAGAAAUAAGUUGACAAAAACCUGUUUCUGUCAUUAGCCAGCCCAAGUGAAUAGUUACUUAGGGAUGGCCUUCUUUGGUUCAUUUUGACACGUUAGUUACCCAGUGGGAAAUGUCUAUUUUUGGAAAAUACUUAAAUUUAUCAAGAUUUUGAAUGGAGAAAUAGGGGUUCCUCCUCCUGGUAUUUUACAUAGAAUCGUAAUUUAUACAUUACCCAUGAUCUUCCAGUUCUUACCCAAUGUCAAAUAAUUAAUACUAAUUGCUUUCUUAAAAAUAUAAGAUAUGCCAGAAUAAAAAUAUAUCUUUGUAUAUUUUUAUAACUCUUUCAGUCCUUUGGGGUCCCUUGUCUGUGUAGGGAAGUGCACCCCCCCCCCACUGGCAUAGCUACAGUUCAGGUGCUCACAGUGGGGGGCAGUAGAGAGGCCCCCAGAUUGCCUAAACCCUCACGGUGGUGGUGGGUAGAGCAGGUGAGGAGAGCCGCCUCCUCCUGCUGCCCACCGGGUCACUCUUCCUGGGCUGGGCUCAUGUGAAGUCCAGCACUGUGUGUGCUCCUUCCCAGUUCAGGGUCAGGCAUGCUUUAUGCCAACAGAGGAAGUGAGAAAAGGUGAGGGCUUUUUCCCGCUGCCCCAGGUGGGUAGCCACACUGCCUCCUAUGCCCAGGAGCUCCUUGGGGAGGGAGCAGUCAGCCUCCUCCAGAGUGCCCACCGCUCCGCUCGCUAUCCGCUCUCCGUCCCUCAGCUGUCCACCAGAGAGAGGUGCUGCUGUGCUGCUGCGGGUGGCCUCCUGGUUAGGAGCAGCAGGCUGGUCAGGAUUCUCUGAAAAGAUGAGCCUGGAGUUCAGCACCUCUUCCCAUCCUGGAGAACGGGAAAGUUAACUGAAGUGGGCGGCAGCUUGAAGGCUGUGCGGUAGAGCGGAUGGGGAGCGCAGCCUGACGGGCUGGGCUGUGUCCCACUUCAGAGGCUCCUGGUCCUGGCUGACAGCACAGAGCACACACUGUCGCCUCCUGCAGACGCGUCCCCUUCCACAGUUGCCUUACGACUUGAUCCACUGCUCUCACUUUUCUGAUCUGAUGAUUCUGUUAUAGAGAAUGGGAAGUCUGGGCCAGAGUCAAUGAAUGAAACCAAAAAUAAGUAGCUGAGAAAAUCCAAUGAACACGAAUAUGAGAACUUCUUGUUCCUUGAUAUCACGGGUUUUUGUUAAUGUUUUAUAAGUAAUUUUCCCCUACUUGAUUUUUCUUUUAUAAAAUUCCAUAGAACAGUGUUUAUGAUACAACCAUUUAAUAUAUGUACAAAUUGUAAAGAAUAUGUAUAAAUAUUUUACAUAAAUGUAAGAGCAUGUAGAAGCCAAUAUAUAAAUAAAUUGUUUAAAAAACUGUA